CUAUAAAAGUGUUUACAAUUAUUUUUCCGGGAAAUUAAAAAUUCUACUAAUCCACGGCCGUUCCCUCUUGGGAUCCCAUGUAAAGUAAAAUUCCCUUAACUUCCCUGUAAAGUAGCUGUAAAUGAUUAUUGCUAUAUUAUCCGUAUUUGAAUUCAUCAAAAAAAACAGUAAACAAUAUACGUUAACAUAUACAAUCUUGAAAAGGAUGUCUUGGCUUUUCUAUUUUUAGCUUGUGAUUCAUUUAGCAAAUAAAGUGUGUGACGAUUAGAGCUAAUUUUAGCAGCAGUUUACGUGAAUACAUCAAUAAGUACGUAAUAAUUUUUUUCAGAUAAUGAUAAAAAAUUCGUUAUAAAUAAAAGGAAAAAUGUAAAAAUCCUUCAUUCAUUGCUGGUCCUUUUUACAUAAUGGUCAUACUAUAAAAAGUGAUGAUGAAAUGAUAAUGGUUCAAACUUUGACUGUUAUUCAUAUCGGAAGAGUUUUGCAAGAAAAGUGAUGAAUUUUGGCGGGAACUAGAUUAACUUUGGUUCCAACAUGUCGGGGAAUAAUCCGCGAAAGUUCAAGGACCGUAUUGCUCUGCUAGCACAGAAGCAGGCCGAGGGCACCCAGCAGUUUAAAGACAUUAUGCAAGCUGUUGCUGAGGUCAAGAAGCCGGUGAACUUGACCUUUGAAGGUCACGAGGUCGGGGAGGGGAUGGUUAUUCCUCGGCAUGAGUUAAGUCCGGCAAUUUUACACCCAGCACAUUACAGAUUGCAUGGUGGAUCCCUACCGAAUGUAAAUCAAAUGAUGUCGGCCAAUAAUGGAAGCGAGGGUCAACCUAGUUACUUGCCAGGAUACCCUGUUUUGUCACAGGGCAGUGUGCCUUCAGAUUACUCCGCCAUAUUCAACCUGAACCCAGUUUACACAUCCGCCGGACAUAUUUCUACGGCGGAGAGGAGUCGAGGAUCAUCAGGAGGCGGAGCAAUGAGAAACCGGUCUGGGGAUCGCCGUUGGGAUACUUCUCCUUACGGCGGAGAUCGAAACGGAUAUUCGUCCUCACUAUCUACCUAUCUUUCUCCGCCUCCUGAAUCGAGAUGGCGGAGAACCGCCUCUGAUUCUGCCCUGUACCAGAGUGUAAAGCCUCCAGCACCCCCGGAAGCUAGCAGUGAGGGCGGAAGUCCGGUUAGUUUAAACCUCGAGGAUUUAAAACCUUCUGCGGACUUUUUAGCGCAGUUUUAUCCAAUGAGCGAGGUUCAGAUUAAACAGGAACCUGAGGUUAACGAUGUUCACAGCCUGAGUGAGGGAGGGAUGAGGAAAGGGGGGAUGGAAGUGGCACGAAGCGCCAACUCUCCGUCCUGCUCCCCAAUGUCCCCGAUGUCCCCGCCAGGGGGCUCCUCCCCCACCUACCAAUAUAUCCCUCCAGACCUAGAAUCAGGAUUUCAAAACUUUCGUCUUGAUUCUCAGCCACAACAGCAACAGCUGGUUCAACAACAACAACAACAACACCAACAACUGCACCAGGAACAGCAACAGCUAUCACAACAGCUGCCGCACCAACAACUACAAAAAAGACAACAAUUGACAAAUCCCCAGAUGAUUCCCUCUCAUCACCAACAUCACCAUCAACACCAACAACAACAACAGCAUCCACAGCAUAUACCUGAACACCUGCCACAGCUGACUUUCCCUGAUUUUCAGUUUUUCAGGGAUUCUUUUCAGCACCAAGACAGAUCAACACCCACAGAGCCUGCUUCCCCUCACACCCCGUCUACCCUCCCGGGGUUUAUAAUCACCGACUGGGAUAACUCCAGUGAUAACUUGGACAAGGAGUUUGUUGACACUAUGCGUGAAGGUCUGGAACCUAUUGAUGAUCAACUGCUCGCUACGCUCACGGGACAGAACUCAUUUGUGGACCCAGCAACAGAGGAACAGUUUAAACUCAAUUAUUAAAGGGACUGAACCAUAGGUUCCAAGUGACUCCAUUUAUCUGAAGAAUGCAGGAGAUUUUGUCAUCAUCUUCUCUUUUUUUAAUUGUGAUAUCUUGUGGAUUUCUGGUGCAGAAAACAUCAAGGAAUUGUUAAAUUAAACAUUUUUUAACCAUAGUCACUAAACAGAAAACGGAUGAGUGGGUGCUGUUGUAAAUUGGACAUGCAUUUUUUUUUGCAAGAACAAUCCUUUUAACUACAUCACGUGAUUAAAUUCUGUCUAAUGCUGAGAUCAUGUUAUAAAUUAAUAAUAUAUCCUAUUAAUCCAAAAGAAUGGAACAUCAUGUAUCAUAAUGUUAUUAUUUCCUUUUUCCAAAUUUCUUAUUGUGAUACUUCACAGUUAUCCAUGAACGUUGCAGGCUCUCACGCAAAAAUCGAUUAGAAUUUUGCCAAUUACUCAAAAAACCAAAUCUUUAUUGUUCUAAAAUGAACAUAUUUAGGGUUAAAAAAAACCACAAGUGAGUUAAUUUAAAAUCAAAGGCCAAGUGUUUACAACACGGCAAAGUUGACCCAAAGUGGGUCUAAAUAAAGAUUUAGUUCUUCACACAUUUAAAUAAGGCACUCUGGAUUGUAAGGAUUAAAAAUUAUGCCUUAGACACCAGAUGUGAAGUACAUGCUGCCUCCGAUGUAAUUAUAACUAAGAUUGUAUUUUUAAGAGUGUAUUAAAAUAAGUUUAAAACAUUUGUAGAUUUAUCGGAUUACCAAUGAGGAAGAUAUCAUCGUUUUACUUUCUUAGAAACGGUCAGAAAUUGCAAUUCCUCCUGUUAUCUGCUGCACUAAUCUAGCUAGAAGUAUGUUUAUAAAAACCGCAAUGGAAAAUAAUCAAUUUUUAAGAAUAACUCAUUUAUCUCGUAAUAAAGUGUCACUUACGUUGACAGUCCCUUUAAGUACUAUAACUUGCCAGCAAGUAAAGUUGAACACACUUGUACAAAAUUAUUCAGAACUGAAUUUUAGAAGCAUCCAUAAUUGCUUUUUGUCGUAUCUUAUAUUUUCUAAUCAAUAUUUUAAAAGCAUAAUGUUUAUGUUUUUUAAAUUUGCAUUCUAUGAUUGUUUAUAUAUGUAUAUAAAACAGUGUGUUGGAAAAAGCUCAAAUUUUCAAAGUUUGACAAAAUUAACAUGAAACUUUUUUGUGUAGAAAUUCUAAAAGACCAAACCAAUGACAAAUUAUAGGUGUUGAGUAUUAUUUUUAUUUUUCAUUGAACCAUUUUUUUCAUGGUAAUGGAAUUGUCUAUUCUUUCGAUCUAUUUCCCCACCCCCUUCCCUUGAAAAAAAAAUAUUUUUAUUUUGUAAACAUUUUUGCAUUUUUAACUGACACAAAUUCAAGAUUUUUUCUAGUGG
Eurytemora carolleeae is the source of this 3299-nucleotide messenger RNA. RefSeq names its product ataxin-2 homolog. Gene Ontology annotation, cellular component: cytoplasm; nucleus. Gene Ontology annotation, molecular function: cAMP response element binding protein binding. NCBI's taxonomy places the organism in Eukaryota, Metazoa, Arthropoda, Copepoda, Calanoida, Temoridae. The transcript is spliced from 6 exons. The record is from RefSeq and is a predicted model, not a curated record. Gene Ontology annotation, biological process: protein homotetramerization; positive regulation of transcription by RNA polymerase II. Bases 532 to 1926 code for a protein of 464 amino acids.